Esox lucius (northern pike) is the source of this 5425-nucleotide messenger RNA. Its product is annotated as amyloid protein-binding protein 2. The coding region runs from base 333 to 2093 and encodes 586 amino acids. The record is from RefSeq and is a predicted model, not a curated record. NCBI's taxonomy places the organism in Eukaryota, Metazoa, Chordata, Actinopteri, Esociformes, Esocidae. Gene Ontology annotation, biological process: intracellular protein transport. The transcript has 13 exons. Gene Ontology annotation, molecular function: protein binding.
UCGCUGACGGGAUCAUCACGUGGAUCAUAAUAAUCUGCGCAGCAGUAAACUACGCGAAGUACAUUUUACUUGGACGAAUCAGACUCCAGUGAAGUAUUGAGUGGGGGCGGACAAGAUAAACCUCCACUGGGCGAAGUAAAAUGGCUCAGUGCGUAUCAUAGGACAUAGCCGAUGGUUGAUUUUUGUGCUGAACCCGACUAGAGAGUCAAAACUAUUUUACUACAUGAUAAAAUACAAAAAGAGGAGUUUACAUUUGGCUAGCUGGUUAGCUAGCUUGCGUCGAUUGAGCAGAGGGGCUGGUGUUGUUGCUGGCUGUAGAAAAGGAAAACAAUAUGGCGGCAUUGGAACUCGAAUGGAUACCAGAGACGCUGUACAAUACCGCUAUAUCAGCAGUGGUUGACAAUUACAGUCGAUCGCGAAGGGAUAUUCGUUCCCUUCCAGAGAAUAUUCAGUUUGACGUGUAUUACAAGUUGUAUCAGCAGGGUCGGCUCUGCCAGCUGGGAGGGGAGUUCUGUGAGCUGGAGGUGUUUGCCAAAGUACUAAGGGCCUCUGACAAAAGACACCUACUCCACCACUGUUUCCAGGCCCUGAUGGAUCAUGGGGUGAAGGUAGCCUCUGUCCUGGCCAACUCCUUCAGCCGGCGCUGCUCCUACAUUUCCGAGUCUGAUGCCCAUGUGAAGGAGAAGGCCAUUCAGUUUGGCUUUGUUUUAGGGGGCUUUCUAUCUGACGCUGGCUGGUAUGGUGAUGCAGAGAAGGUCUUUCUGUCGUGUCUGCAGCUGUGCACGCUGCAUGACGAGGUUCUGCACUGGUACCGUGCUGUCGAGUGCUGUGUCAGGUUGCUUCAUGUCCGUAAUGGCAACUGCAAAUACCACCUGGGUGAAGAGACUGUCAAGUUGGCCCAGUUGUACAUGGACAAAUUGGCCAAGCAUGGUCACCAGGCCAACAAAGCUGCGCUGUAUGGAGAGUUGUGUGCUCUGCUCUUUGCUAAGAGCCACUAUGACGAGGCCUACAGGUGGUGCAUCGAGGCAAUGAAGGAGAUCACCGUUGGUUUGCCUGUUAAAGUCGUGGUAGAUGUCCUUAGGCAGGCUUCCAAGGCCUGUGUGGUAAAGAGGGAGUUCAGGAAGGCAGAACAUCUGAUAAAGCAUGCUGUUUUCCUGGCACGUGAACAUUUUGGACACAAGCACCCCAAAUAUUCAGACACUCUCCUUGAUUAUGGAUUUUAUUUGCUGAAUGUGGAUAAUAUCUGCCAGUCAGUUGCAAUAUACCAGACAGCUCUAGAUAUCCGGCAGUCGGUCUUUGGGGGGAAGAACAUCCACGUGGCUACAGCUCACGAGGACCUGGCAUACUCCUCCUACGUGCAUCUCUACAGCUCUGGCAAAUUUGACAACGCACUCUUCCAUGCAGAGCGGGCCAUAGACAUUAUCACUCAGAUUCUCCCGGAGGAUCAUCUGUUGCUAGCCUCCUCCAAAAGGGUCAAAGCGCUGAUCCUGGAGGAGAUUGCUAUUGACUGCCACAACAAGGAAACGGAGGAGAGGCUGCUCCAGGAUGCACAUGACCUCCAUCUCUCCUCUCUCCAGCUGGCCAAGAAAGCUUUCGGGGAGUUCAACGUUCAGACAGCCAAACACUAUGGCAACCUGGGCCGUCUCUACCAGUCCAUGAGGAAGUUCAAGGAGGCGGAGGAGAUGCACAUCAAGGCCAUCCAGAUCAAGGAGCAGCUUCUGGGUCAGGAGGACUAUGAGGUGGCUCUGUCUGUGGGCCACCUGGCCUCGCUCUACAACUACGACAUGAACCAGUAUGAGGACGCGGAGAGGCUCUACCUACGCUCCAUCGCUAUCGGUAAGAAGUUGUUUGGUGAGGGCUACAGUGGACUGGAGUAUGACUAUAGGGGCCUCAUUAAACUGUACAACUCUGUGGGGAACUAUGAGAAGGUCUUUGAGUACCAUAAUAUUUUAUCCAACUGGAACCGACUGAGGGACCGUCAGUUUGCUGUUGCCGAUGCCCUGGAGGAUGUUAACACCAGCCCACAGGCCACCGACGAGGUGGUGCAGUCCUUCUUACUGUCACAGAACCAUGGGGCUGGCCCACCUGCUUAGCCACCGCAUCCCCCCGCCCCACCCACACACACACACACACACACACACACGCGCGCGCGCGCACACACAGAUAGUAACACUAAGGUGUUCACGCUGAUGUAUUGACCCCUCCCCCUCUGUAUCUGAUUAAGGGAUUGCCCUGGCAAUGACCUGUGGAAUGCGUUUCAUUUAGUGUAUUGGUCCUCAUUUCCACGCCCCUCCCCCAGGCUGAUUUAUAUUGUAAUCAGCCUAGCAUGUAACAUUUGAUGGAAGGAAUCUCUUGCCAUACACUUUGCAUCACGUAAGGCCACUGUCAUCCCCUUCAGGCUUCUGUAGAAAGUAUUGAAUUGUUGGGUUGGGAGAACAGUUAUAACAUUGUGUUUACUAGCUAUAAUAUAGUAGUUUUUUAUAUUGUUUUUAUUUUAAUAUAUUAGGACUUGCCCUUUACUGACCACAGGGAUGUCUCCUGUAAGCAUUGGUUUAGACCCUCUUUGCGUUUUGGGCAGUUCUAAAGAGCCAGAGUGAAUUUCUUUGUUUUUAAUUAUAAUAAUUUUUUUGUUACAUUUUUGGGUGGGUUUUUUAUUUAGGUGUAUUCCUUUUUUUGUCAAUGUCAUAAGGAAUUUACAAAAAAGCUCUCAUCCAUGGACCAAAUCUUCAGAUCAUUUCUUUUUGUAUCACCUGUUUCUGCCUCAUUCUUAAUACAAUGGUGCAGUGUUCAUGAAUGCUCUUAAAGGUUGUCAGUGAUUUGAUUGAUUUAAAAUGUGUAUUGAAUAGAUCACACUUGUGUUCAAAAUGUUUUAUUUCGGCAUUUGUCGUAUUGGUAUUGUAUAAAUGGUCAGUGUACCUUUGAGGAAUUAUAAUGCCAAGUGUUUUUUGGAAUUUCAAAGCUAACCCAAAAACAAGUGACCUAUAACCGACAAUUCAGAUGAAUCCCUCUCUGUCUUCUAAUGUAUAUCUCCAGACUGGGCCCCUCAAACACCAUUGACAAUAUAUUUGGCCUUGUUACCUAUUCGAAAGUAAUAAUGUACCCCAAUUUGUAUUCACUAGCUAAAUAGAAAUUAUUGCCUUGCUUUUAAACAAAUGCGAGUCUCUCAUGGAUGUUGUAUUUGUUAUUUUCUGUCUGAAGUCCAAGCCUUAGCCUUAAAGGACAAUCAGCUCAAGGUGCUCUUGCUCUGGAUCUUAGCAUAAUUGCUUUCUUGCCACUUGUCUGGGACUUAAGACUGAUCAUGUUGUCCUCAAAUCAAAGAUGGACAGUCCUUCUGAGUGAAGACCACCAGCACUGUUUAUCAGACAGCUUUAUACAACAGUUUUUUAGGGCAAUGCAUUAGGAUGAACAGAGCUCCAGAGACGGAUGCAGAACGACAGCUUGGAAAUAAUGACCAGGCAUGUCUGAGGCAGAUCAGAGAACAGAGAGCCAUUUAAGAACUUUAACUCUGAACAAGUGAAGCAAAAACAUAUUAUCUCAAUGUUUAAUCUUUUAACCCCCAAGCGCUUUGGCUGUGUUCACCUGAUUAAUAGAAAGUGUAGAUUUAGGAAAUGUUCAGGAAGGUGACCCACCAUGUUGUUAACUAAGUGUAUUGUGUCCUCUGGCUGGUAUAUGAAUGUCUGUACUGUAUGUCCCCAGUUUUGUUUACAAUGCUCUUAAUUAUUUCUGGUGAAUGUUACUGUAAGGGCUUCUUAGAAUAUCUAAUGGUAAUUGUGAUUGCUGCACGCAUGAAUUUGGUGCCAGUCCUCCACAUCUGUCAUGUUCAGCAAGACUGCUAUAAGACUAAUUUAAUUUGUCUUUAAAAGUGGCCAUAGAGCUCUAUCAGGGGUUUGAUGUUUGGUAGGUUAUAGGUGGAAUGAAAAUGGAUUUGAUCACUUCAAUACAUGUGUUCCACUCUAACUGGAGAAAAUACAGCCCAUGUAGCUUUUUUUAUGUUUUUAAAACUUUCUCUGUCUUUAACCUCACAAGCAUUUUGAGGCGCCAGCUUUUUGUACAGCACAUUUAUUUACACCUUACACACACACAAUUGUAAUCAUUGCUCACUCUGACACCUCCAGUCUGUUGUAAAUAGGUCUUAUUCUUGAAGUAUAACUAUGAGCAAGUUUUGCAGACUUGCAUUAAGCCCACUCUUCAAAUAUAUUUCUGAUUUUAGAUUGUGACUUCAUAUUAAACUUCAUAUUAAAAGGUUUGCUUCAGAAAUUGCCCUGUAUUAUAUGUGCUAAACAUUUAUUGAGAUCGAAUUUGUAGGGUCUUGCAUAUCAAGACAAUUUGGCAAUUUUAUUAAAUAAUGUAAUAUUGGUCUGUGAAACGAGCCCUAAAUGUGUUAAAAGAAUAUAUGUAAUGUGCCUAUAGUUUACAUGCUCAGACUCACUUUGACUUUAGGUAUGGCCCUAAGAGAAGUACAGUAUUUGACAGCGUUUGCUGAGUUGGAUCACAUAUUUGCAUUGAAGUGAUGUAUUGUUUAUAUCUUGUGUUCAUAGCAUACUGCUUUUAGUUCUGCAUGCUGCACAGGUCUGAAUAAAAUAAUCUAGUUAUGAGUGGCCUUAGUGGUAUUAAUCAUGAUGUCCAUGUCUACCCAGAAAGGUAAAAAAAAAAGUGUGCAUUAAGAACAUGUACUUUUCAUGUAAUCUCCAUUCUUUAAUGUGUUUCCAGUAUCCCCAAAUUGAAAAAGAUGGCUUUAUUUUGUCAUGGGAUUGGAUUGUUAUGAAAUUGCUAAGAAAAUGUGAAAUCAGAGGACUUCCUGGAGUUGACAUUUGUUUAAUGUUAAAGACGCAAUCUGGAUUUGCUACCUCAGUUUUCAAACCUGUAUGUUAUGUUCAUCCAUUUGACUGUUGAAUAAUUUAACUUAUAAAUGCGUCAAACUUAGUUGUACCCAAGUAGCACCCAAAUAUCAGCUUGUUUCACACCAAUGUUUGUUUAUCAAGUGAAUUUAAAGAAACUGUACUGCCUCAAAACAUGGUGCAGACCAUUAUGAUGAUAUCAGGGAUGGUCAGUCCUUACAUCAAUAGCUCUGUCUAGGAAUUUUGAGUAGUUACAUUUCUCAAGCUUCAACCCUCAACUGUCUACAGUAACGGGUGGGAAGUUGGUUUCAUUUUUCUCUCAAUUUCUGAUUCCCGAUUAACACUACCAUAUUUUUGUCCAAUAAUCAUUGAUGUUACAUUGGAAAGAUUUGGCUUUAUUGUGGUCCUGUAAAAAUGAAUGGCUGUUGAAAUUUGAAUUAACGACAUGUGAACAUCACAAUUAGUGCCACAAUGCGCUCUUAGAUUAAUGUUCUUUGGCCUGUGUAACGCAGUCUCCAGUAGGACUGUCACUGCACAGUACAAUGCACCACCAUUAAAUUAAAAUAAACAUGUUUGUACAUUAUAAA